Messenger RNA from Iphiclides podalirius (scarce swallowtail), 1347 nucleotides. The record is from the annotation of a GenBank genome assembly. NCBI's taxonomy places the organism in Eukaryota, Metazoa, Arthropoda, Insecta, Lepidoptera, Papilionidae.
AUGGAAUCUAAAACUGAGGAGUGUCAUAUGAAAGAAGAGGAUGUCAAAGAGGAAAUAAAUACAACAAACAUGUUUGCAACUGUGUGGGUCAAGGUUGAACCUACCCUUGAUGAAUAUGAUAUGGCUGAAAAUAAACAAAUGAAAAAAGAAGAACUUGAAAGCGAAAAACAAUUUUCAUUGUUUAAUAGUGGAGUUAAUCCAAAACAAAGUAGAGAAGAUGAUUUUCUUCAGUGUUCUCUGUGUAAUUACUCUACACGUUACAAGAACAGUUUGACGCUCCACAAACUGAAACAUAGUGAGGCAAAGCCAUUUGUGUGUGAAUUUUGUGAAUACCGUACAAAGUAUCGUACAGCACUUCAGCGCCAUAAAAGUAUCAAGCAUCAGAGUAAACAGGUUGAAACAGAUGGUUCCGAAACAAUUGCCAGCAAACAAACUCUAGCGUUCAAGUGCGGCUUUUGCGAUUUCGAGACCAUGUACUCGUGCGAAAGCAAGAAACAUAAGAGAAUUCAUUUUCAAGAGAAAAAAGAAUAUGACAUCAAUGAAGAAAGCUUCCAAUGUACUACUGAUCAUACGGAUGUUAACAACAGACAACUAUCUGUUGUUUCUGCUGAAGCCAAGCCUUCUACAGAAUCCAAGCGUUCAGGAGAAACGAAGCUUUUAACGGAAAUCAAGCUAUCAACAGAGUCUAAGCCAUCAACAGGAUCGAAGCCUUCAUCAGAUCCCAAGGAGUGUAUGUAUACUGAUAAACACCAAAAAUCUAACCACUACACCAUAGACUCUGACUCUGUGCAAUGGAGCAACAUACAAGUUCUUGAAUUGAAUGACGGAGAACGUUCCUUCCGGUGUUACAUGUGCGGCUUCGCGUCCAAGUUCAAGGCCACCGUGCAACGUCACUUCCAGAGGCUGCACACGGACAAACUGGACCGGCCAUAUAAAUGCUGCAACUGCAACUUCUCCACCAAGACUAAGGACCAAAUCACGUUGCAUAACAAACGGAGCCAGUCUAACCAAAGGUUGCACUGCUCUCAAUGCGAAUUCAGUACCUUGUUCAAAUGCCAAUUAGUUAUGCAUCAAAAGAUUCAUAACGAGUACAAAUGUAGUAAUUGCGAUUACUCGUGCAAAAACAAAUAUGAUUUGGACAUUCACUUUUCUGCCCAGCAUUUGGGUAAAUUUUUCAAGUGCAAGUUUUGUGAGUACAAAACGGCACGCAGGGACAGCCUGAUGAGCCACGAAGCCACGCACACUGGCGACAAGCCACUCAAAUGUCCCGAUUGCGAGUACAGGACGGUUAGGAACAGCUCAUUGAUGAAUCAUAUAAACAGAAAACACAGUGAACGCCUAAAGACG